ACGUGCUUGCAUGAACUAUAUUUUUUGUAUUAAACGGUGUGCAGCACGCGCUUGAACACAGUACUCGUACAAUUUACAGCGUGCUUUUCGCGAUUGCACAGAUGCUAUUUUUGUGUAUUAAAGUAAUUUGUUGACAGAGGAGAACUCUUAGAAAAAUAAUUUCCGAAGUUCUUGACAUUAGCUUUUUUUUUUUUUUUUUUGAAGAAGUGAAAUGGACCAGAAGUUAAAGAUCUCAUCUGCAUAAUUUGGGAAGGACAAUGUGCUCAUAAACUUGCACUCAGGGCAGGUUGUGUGGCCGUUCUGUACUUUGUGGGUUUUGGACUGCGCGGGACGUUCCACCAGCGGCUGCUCCACCCUGAUCCUGAGCCUGCAGGUUCUGGAACUCCCCCCCGUCCCCCCCCGUCCCAUCCCCCAGCCCUGGCAGCGACCAUGCUGGUGAAAGAGUACCGCAUCUGCAUGCCGCUGACCGUGGAGGAGUACAGGAUAGGCCAGCUGUACACCAUCUGCAAGCACAGUCACGAGGCCAGCGACAAGGGGGAGGGCGUGGAGGUGGUGCGGAACGAGACCCACACCGACCCCGUGCACGGGCAGGGUCAGCUCACGGAGAAGAGAGUUCACCUGUCCAGCAGGCUGCCAGGCUGGGCCCAAGCUGUCGUCCCUCGUAUUUUUUACAUCACAGAAAAGUCUUGGAACUACUAUCCUUACACAGUCACAGAAUACACAUGCUCUUUUUUGCCAAAGUUUGCAAUUCACAUAGAAACUAAAUACGAGGACAACUGUGGGAUCAAUGAAAAUAUAUUCAGUGGGGACAAAAAUGAGAUCGAUCAGGAAGUGGAUUUCUUGGACAUUGCCUUCGAUGACGUGCCCGACAGACACUACAGGACCUCUGAGGAUCCUAGGCACUUCUCCUCUGUGAAAACGGGGCGGGGCCCCCUACAGGAGGGGUGGAGGGAGAGCAGCAGACCGGUCAUGUGCUCCUACAAACAGGUGGCUGUCCAGUUUGAGGUGUGGGGCCUCCAGACCAGGGUGGAGCAGUUUGUGCACAAGGUCAUCAGAGAUGUUCUGUUGGUGGGACACCGGCAGGCGUUUGCCUGGGUGGAUGAGUGGUAUGGAAUGACCCUGGAGGACGUGCGCAAGUUUGAGAGCCAGAUGCAUUUAGCCACCAAUCAGAAGCUGGGAUACUACGAGCCCUAGCUAACAACAGACCCCGCCCCCCAACCCCACAUACCCACAGGCGUCCCCACAGAUAAUGGGACAGAUGUGGCGAUGGUUGUGGUGAAAGAGUUGGAGGGGGUGAUCCAGGGAGCCUCCAAGGUGAGAAAAUACGACAUGUGACACCGGACAUCUUAACCCACAAGGCCUCCCAUGUGCCCAGCAGCAAUGUCCUGACCACGCCUGGCAACGGACCCCCCCCCCCCUCGGUCCUCUACUGCUAUGCUUCACCACCAUGCCUGUCCCACUGUAUGUGCCACUGCCCCCACCCAAAAAUCCAUUCUGAUUUACACUUGUUUAUCCUCUCUUUUUUUAUAUAUCUCUAUAUAUGGGCUUAAUAAACAUUUUGCAGCAGGUCUGCUAUUGGUCAGGAUUAUUUUAUAUGUACAGUUUAUGUUAUAUUGUUGUUUUGUGUUUCUCCCAAAGGAGAGGUCCCUCAAAAUAAUUCUUCUACAGACUGCUAAAAUCAUUAAUCAUUUAUAAAUAGGGCCACCAAAUCGUCUCCAAUGUUUGUCAAGUGCACUUCGGUCCACCACCAAGAAGUUGACAGGAUUAUUGACAAGCCACAUGUUUUAGGAUUAUUCUGAUUGCAUCACCCAAAUAAUCUAUGGUGAUCAAGUAAUUACCACAAAUUAAGCAAAAACGAGUGUUAGUGUUGUUCACAAGUCACGCUCUUGCAUUCAAUUCAGUUUUGUUCUUAAAGGCUGUGGACAUGGGCACUAUUUUGAAAUGUUGUACAGAUGAUGUUUUUUGUUAGAAUCUGUGGGAAAUGUAUAGCUUUCAGGAGGUGUGUUAAAAAUGAUAAAUAAAAGUUAUGAAAGUCAUGUACACUGUUCAAAUAAAAAUGAAAGUUUCUACAUUCUGAUUUGAUCAUGUCAGUUGUUUAACAGUCCCCUAUGUCAUUGAAGAUGCUUGGUGAAAACAUGUCUUUAUGAAGAGACCGUUCUGCAUCACCAGAAUUGGUUAGGAUGGACUGUAUGAAGUAUGAUUUCGACUUUUGAGUAAGAUUUACAAAUAUUUGUUCAGGUAUAUGCCAGAAUUCUCCCAGUAACAUUGCAGUGAUAUUUUGCUGUGCUAAUAAUUUAUGGCCCAGCUUGGAUCUACACUUCUAUUUAAAAUGUGGAAUUGAGUCUAGGGGGAGGGUUUUCAUGUCAAAGUCUGUACGCUUCCUUGGGAAUAAAAAUUCUUGACAAUCUUAAGAUGUACUUCCUGUGAGCUAGUUGAUAUAAACAUGGCUUUUGAGUUGA
Messenger RNA from Anguilla anguilla (European eel), 2459 nucleotides. Its product is annotated as cytoplasmic phosphatidylinositol transfer protein 1-like. Gene Ontology annotation, biological process: phospholipid transport. Gene Ontology annotation, molecular function: phosphatidylinositol transfer activity; phosphatidylinositol binding. The record is from RefSeq and is a predicted model, not a curated record. Bases 430 to 1194 code for a protein of 254 amino acids. NCBI's taxonomy places the organism in Eukaryota, Metazoa, Chordata, Actinopteri, Anguilliformes, Anguillidae. Gene Ontology annotation, cellular component: cytoplasm. The transcript has 11 exons.